CUUCUUUUCGCCCAAUUGGGUUCUUCACCUCAAAGUUCUGGACACGAUGGAAAGUCUUGAAUUCGGAUGGUUGGGGGAGGGUACUUCAUGUACGAAUCUGCAGUGUCCAUUCGUUUCUUCGUGCUCGCACAGCCUAUUUGACGUCAUCUAUCAAAGUCCGAUAAGUAGAUGAGUACGUACGGAGUAGAUGGUUCUCCCAUCAACGGAAAAGCCCAGACUCUCUCCAUUUUGAAAGCCACCCGGAUGCUCCAUCCGGUCUUCCCAUCCUAUCCGCAUUUUCGCUCAUGGUGCUCCCGUUUUGGCGGCGUGGCAUGGGGCCCAGUUGCCGGGCCGCUUUGACCGGACAAAAGUCAAUCCAACUAUCUGUAUCUGUACUCUGCGACUAGUGAAUUUUGGAAAUGAAUGCUUUGACGAUCGUGACAGCUUAGUUUCGAUCUUCUUGCUGGCUGUUGAAAUGACAUGUUUUGAUUUCGUCAGCGGCUUGAGCGCAUUGUCGUUUACUUGAUCGCCAGGCUAAAUAUCUAUCCUCUAAUACACCAUCAGUCACAUCAUCAAGUCACGGCAUGGAAAAUCAUCUGAGAGGUACAAACUCCCGGUCUAUGAUUGCAAACUACAAAGCGACUAUUAUACAACCCUCUGGCGGGC
Colletotrichum godetiae is the source of this 645-nucleotide messenger RNA. RefSeq lists its product as uncharacterized. Lineage: Eukaryota; Fungi; Ascomycota; Sordariomycetes; Glomerellales; Glomerellaceae. The record is from RefSeq and is a predicted model, not a curated record. The transcript has 3 exons. Bases 169 to 339 code for a protein of 56 amino acids.